Metopolophium dirhodum (rose-grain aphid) is the source of this 812-nucleotide messenger RNA. RefSeq lists its product as uncharacterized. The transcript has 2 exons. The record is from RefSeq and is a predicted model, not a curated record. Gene Ontology annotation, molecular function: A2-type glycerophospholipase activity; structural molecule activity. The coding region runs from base 234 to 812 and encodes 192 amino acids. NCBI's taxonomy places the organism in Eukaryota, Metazoa, Arthropoda, Insecta, Hemiptera, Aphididae. Gene Ontology annotation, biological process: phospholipid metabolic process; arachidonate secretion.
AAUCUUAUUCCGUUUAUAUUGGUUAGUAAAGCGAAAAUUAAAUUGGUUUUUCCGCAGCCCGAAGGACCGACAAUAAGCGCUCGUAUCGUAUUGGGGAGAAGCGUUCCAUGUCUAUAGUUCUGAAUCGAUGUAGGCGGGUCCACGUUUUCAACUGCAAGUUUUAGUUUUUGUUCAAUUAAUUUCAUUUUUAUAUAUAAAUAUCUUUGUUGCAAUGAGAAUGUAAUCAGUACACAAUGUCACUCGUACGAAGAAACAACAAGAAUAAGGGAGGAGGCCUCAUCAACACGCUUAUAAACAAAUUACCACUCGAGAUUCACGUGCCCGGUUAUCAAUAUUGUGGACCGGGAACAAAUUUGAAAAAACGUUUAGCUCACGGAGAUAAAGGAAUCAACCCCUUGGACUCGGCGUGUAGAGAUCACGAUAUUGCGUACGAUCGUAGUAACUCUAUCACAGAUCGUAACGAGGCCGACUAUAUAUUAGAGCAGCGAGCCUGGGAUAGGUUCAAGGCAAAAGAUUCUAGUCUAAAAGAAAAAGCAGUGGCUUGGGGCGUGACAACGGCCAUGAAAGCAAAACGUAAAAUCGGAGCUGGAUGUGGGUUUAAAGCGGCCGUCAAAGCAGUUCAAAACGCUAUAAAUAAAAAUAUAGGUGAAAAAAAUCUGAUGAAAUUAAGUAAAAAAUGUGUAGCCGUCGCACGAAAAACAUUCAAAAAUAAAAAGACAAAAGUUCCUAGAAUAAUAACAGUUCAUUAUGAUCAUAUUCAGUAUGAUCAGAGGGAUCGGUGUUUUCAAAUCGGCUAUUAUAUCCUACUUUAA